UGGGCUUUCCCGGGAUUACCACCGGUAGAACAGGGGCUGCAUCGCGACCUGGCAGCAUCACAAGUCUGCACGAAAAGAACAAGUGCUUGAUGGGAGCUGCUUUAGCGUGCCUACGGUGACCAUAGUAACCGUGACCUUCUCUGAGGCUGUGUGUGUGGGGGGGUGGUGCUGAGGCCAUGAAGCAUCUGGCCAUCUCCAAAUGGCUGAGUCAGCUGGGCCUGCCACAGUACUGCCCGCUCUUCGACGAGGAGUACGAUGGUGUCGAGGACCUACUGCACAUUACAGAGAUGGACUUGCUGGGAUUGGGCGUUUACAGUCGUCUCCAUCGCAUCCAUAUCCUCUCCAGCAUCCAGAUUCUGCAGGAGAGGGAGACCAAGCGAGAGCUGAGGAUGAUGGCAGAGGGGAGGUUCGCCAGCCUGCCCAGGAACCUGCACGUAGGGCACCAGUGCCCACUGGCCUCCUCCAUGGACCUGCUGAGCCCAGGAGGGCCUCCGGCGCCCCGCCCCAGCUACCACGCUGCCUCCAUCCAUGGCACCUUGCCCCGUAGGAAGAAGGGAGGAGGCAUUGGUUCGGCCAGGCCGUGCGGCACGCCAACGCUCCACGCCCGCUCCUACCUGCCUUCCUCCCCGCUCCUACACAACGUCAUCGAGGAGCACCAGCCUCUGCACACAGCCAGGGACGAGCCAAUGGCUCACAGGCCUGUCUGUCUCUCCUGUCUCACUGAUUUUUAUCACAAUGGGUCAACAAAGCAGUACUGUUUGGAUCUGUCCUGUUUAAUCAGGUCAUCUUUCUCUGAUAGUAUCUCUGCCUCACCAGAGAAGCCCUGGCCAAGGGAGCAAUACUCUCCACAACCCAGAAUAUCUGUGCCUGCACGAUGAGACUACUUUAAAGGAACAACAUCGUAUUGGUGUGGAUGCUGGAGCCAAAUUCUUGUUCUUCAUUCUCUUUUUUUGAACUCUAUUCAGAAAAACAAAACAAAAACUCUCCCUUUCUAUUGGUGGUUAUUAAUAAUGUGAUGCCUACAAGCUCUGUUGUGGCACUACAAACGUUUUCUAGAGAAGUAUGAUGCACACACAAAAAGUGUUUAUCAUUACCUUAUAAAUAACAUCCCGGUGUGGUGUUAUGGGCCAUCGGCUCUCACACUCCUGCAGCAGACAAACAAUACACACUGCAGGUAACAUAUCACCUACUUAAUAGCUGCUCAUAUUACAAGGCUGGAUGCUAAACGGUGGCCCAGAUUUUAAGUCCGGUAGUUUGUUAUACAAACUCAACCCUCUUUGUAGACAUGCACCAGAGAAAUGGCUCGCACUAUGUGAAAGCGUGUGCGGCGUUGUAAUGCGUAGGUGUGUGUUUGGGGCGGCCAAGGACGAGAGCAUCUGUCCCCCUGACAUUUGGAAGGUUACCUAAUAGUGGUCUACUAUUUCACUGCCAGUGAAAGCAGAAAAAGGUAAAAAAUGACUGUGGCAGACAAAAGAGCUACGCCCAGCCCAUCACUCAGCACGCAGUGAUCUCCCCCGGAACUCAUCGCCAUAGCAACACAGUGCUGCCACUCGGCAGGAUAUGCGGAAGCGCGGAUGAGGCAGACCACAGUGUCUGUGUGCACAUGGGAGGGAGAGGAGAGAGAGAAACAAAUCUGGUGGAGUUUUAGAGAAGAACGGAUCUUUCAGAAGAGCAGAUCAGAAUAACAUCCUUUUAAAAUUAAAUCAAAGUAUUUUGAUUUAAGCCAGAUAUUUGCAUAGAACCUCUGUGAGAGUAAAUGUGGAUUAAUAAGGAGGCAUACAGCAGUUUGCCUGGCUUCCCGGAGCUGUGACCCGGUCGGGUGUGCCACCUGUCUGACCGGCGAGCUGCAGGUGAGUGACUGCUAGAGUUAGCCCAGAGGGUGCACUGAGCUCUCAGCGCCGGGCACAAGGCCGGCAUGGUGACUGCGUGCAGCUGCAGUGAGCCAGUGUAGGUGGGUCUGAAAAACACAGCUCUGUGCUGGAGUGACCUCAUUGUUUACUGCAGGCUCAGAGACUCCUCUAAGAAAAAAACCCAACAAAACAAAAACCAAGAGGGGCCAUUCUAACCUACAUGUUGUGCAGCUCAUGUGGGCUGCUUGGAUUUACCUGCAUUUGGAAAACAGCUGUUCCUACACACACACACACAUGCACACGCGCACACACACAUAUGCACACAAUACACAUGUACACAUAUAUGAGGUUAGUAGAGGUAAAGACAAAGAUUUACAGUUUUAUAUGGAGGUGAGAUAACUGCUGGAGAGACCAAGGCAAGGUAAAGAGAGAUGAAAGAGGUAACGGACAGGCAGAAGUGCCAGAGAGCACGCAUGUAGUGAGACUGAUUUAUGCUUCAAGACGGUGAAACGGAAGAGGGAGAGUGCAGUGCUAAAACGAACCAUCUGAAAAGCAGCAAUGAUCAAGAAAGUGUGUAUGUGCAUGUGGCUAAGGGAGAGAUGGAGGCUAGUGGCAGAAGAGACCCAUGGCACUGAGUACUGAGACACGCUUCUUCCUAAGACCUGCUGCGUGUGUGCACGCGCGCGCGUGAUCUACCUGGGCCAGGCAGUCUAUGGGCAGAUAACAGCUGAUUAAACAUCCGCUCGGCCCUAGCUGUUGAUAGAAGCCUGUGUGUGAUCAGCGCAGUAGGUGCGUCAUCACGGCUCCUUCGCUCGGAACAGCUCGAUUUUUCUCGCCUCGCCAGCAUCCUCCACAAACAGCUGUGAUAAGUCCAGGCAAACAUCACGACAACAUGCUGACACAGCCAAGGCAGCCUUCUGGAAGUGUUUCAUGUUGCUAUAACAGCUUUAUGUUCAUUUUAUUCAUAGUUCAUUAUGAAUUGGCUUUGCUUUUUUACAACCUGUCCCCUGUGAUUUUUACAUUAUGCAUAAUCAUUAUUGUUGCUCUCUGUACUGAAAAGGGGGUAAUUUGGAGGUUUUCCGUCAGCCGCAUUGAUCUGAAGUGUAAACAAAUCUAUUUAAUUAUCAGCUUUGUGAGUUCUCUCUUGCUUGUUCUCGCCAUCUUCUCAAGCGUGCACACACAGACGCACGCACACACACACAGACGCAUACAUACAGACAAUCACACAGGUGGAUUCAGUUGUUAUAGCUGCUUCUUGACCUGCUGAGAUUGUAUCAAGAAACAGAGAAUAAUAAAGGGAUUGUUCUGAUUAA
This is a messenger RNA of Electrophorus electricus (electric eel), 3163 nucleotides long. The record is from RefSeq and is a predicted model, not a curated record. Lineage: Eukaryota; Metazoa; Chordata; Actinopteri; Gymnotiformes; Gymnotidae.